This is a messenger RNA of Limanda limanda (common dab), 4342 nucleotides long. It is a transcript of the gene gab1, whose product is annotated as GRB2-associated binding protein 1. The coding region runs from base 458 to 2716 and encodes 752 amino acids. NCBI's taxonomy places the organism in Eukaryota, Metazoa, Chordata, Actinopteri, Pleuronectiformes, Pleuronectidae. The transcript has 13 exons. The record is from RefSeq and is a predicted model, not a curated record.
GAGGAGGGUGAGUUCAGGGAGAGACGGAGGAGCCACCCUGUCAAUCACCAUGAAGGAGCCAUGGCGGUGAGGACGCGGUGAAUCCGGUAGUUUCUCUACUUUCCUCUCGCUAACCCUAACCCGGGGACCAGGUGGACUAUGCUGCGGGUCACUGCGGGACACCCCCCCCCACUCCUCUUACCAACGCCAACUGGGAAUCGCUCCACUUUGACGGGAACCAGCACGAGGCGGCGCGUUUAACAACAACAACAAAAAGAAGAAGAAGAAGAAGAAGAAGAAGAAGAAAACUUCAGCUGGCUUUUUCGUCUUUUUCUCUUUUCGUGUUACUUGACUCCAACUGGUGGGAAAUCUGGUCCGUGCAUUUCAGAGCCUCGGCCGGGUCGGUCGGAGCAGACACUCCCCAGGACGCUCCAAGCCGCCGCCGCGAGUCCCGGGAGACAUUCCCAGAUCCGCAGCCAUGAGCGGGGGGGACGUGGUGUGUUCGGGCUGGCUGAGAAAGUCUCCUCCUGAAAAGAAGUUGAGACGUUACGCAUGGAAGAAGCGGUGGUUUGUACUUCGCAGUGGCCGUCUGACCGGCGACCCAGACGUGUUGGAGUACUACAAGAAUGACCAUGCCAAGAAGCCCAUCCGCGUGAUUGAUCUCAACUUGUGCGAGCAGGUGGAUGCUGGGCUGUCGUUCAAAAAGAAGGACUUGGAGCACAGCUUCAUAUUCGACAUCAAGACCAUCGACCGUGUCUUCUACCUGGUGGCUGACACCGAAGACGAGAUGAAUAAGUGGGUUUGCUGCAUCUGCGACAUCUGUGGUUUUAACCCAACCGAUGACGAAGCUGCCAAAGCUGCUCACCAGUCAGCCAUCGGAGGCCUGGUAGUGGACACGCCCCCACAUCCAGCAAUUGGUUCCGGUUUACUGACCAGCGUGCCGCCUCCUUACCAGCCGGUCAGUGUGCGGCACCUGGACUCUCAGUCAAGUUCAGAGGAGCCUCAGGAUUAUCUGUGGCUCGUCAACUGUGAGAGUAAAAAGCCCGAACCCAACAGAGCCCAUGCUGAGUGUUCCAAGUCCACCUCUUCAGAGACAGACCUGAAUGACAACCUCCCCUCCCACCGCACCCCCACGUCCUCCAGCUCCUCAUCUAAACACACGUCGCACAACGGCUUCUUUCCCCAGCACCCGGGCCCUGCCUCCACCUCUCCCAUCUACGACUCCCCCCCAUCACGCGGUGCCUCGCUCACCACCGACGCCGGCCUUUACCACCUCCCCCGCAGCUACUCGCAAGACACCGUUCUGCUCCCUAAGUCCGCCUCCUCGCCUCCAGCCCCCCCAGACGGCGGGGAUGCCUCUGAGCUCUACGUCUUCAACACGCCUUCCCGGAAGCCCUCGAUGGAGUCACAGUUGCGCAACCUUUCCAUUAGUUACGAUAUUCCACCCACACCUGGUGCAAACUGUACCUACCAGGUGCCCCGCACGUUGUCGUCGUCGACAAGUGUUGGAGGCUCAGAGGGCGGGGGAGAUGUAGUCCCCCCUCCAAGACCACCCAAGCCUUCGCUCAGUUCCAUCUCAGGACCCCCACCACCCCCUGCUGAGCGCUCACCCACGGACACCUACUGUGUGCCGCGCUCAGCCUCAGAGACUGAUGGGAACUACUGUGUGCCUACUAGCGCCGGGAAUAAGACCUUACGCAGCAACACUAUUGGCACCGUGGACAGUUCACGCCUCCGCAAAGAUUUUGGAUCCCAGGACUGCUACGACAUUCCUCGAUCAUUCCCUUCCGAAAAAACCUGCUCGUUUGAUUUCAAUGAAAGCUUCAACAGCUACUUCAAAAACAAAGGAAUGAUGCCAGUGGGCAGCCAGUCCACAGAAGAGGUCGACCAGAACUACGUACCCAUGAGUGCCAACUCGCCGUCACAUCAUCGCUCGGGCAGUUUGUCAGAGCCAACGCACGAACCCAACUAUGUGCCCAUGACUCCAAGCACCAUGGAGUUCUCCUCUCUGGGAAAGCAGGUGCCCCCGCCCGCACACAUGGGAUUCCGCUUGAGUCCCAAGACCCCCCCUCGCAGGCCGAUACUCAGCGAGUGCCAGCCCCCACCUGUGGACCGAAAUCUCAAACCUGAUCGCAAAGGUCAGAGUCCUAAAAUAAUAAGAGCAAAAGGUGUUGGUUUAGAGCGAACCGACUCUCAAACCGUAGGUGAAUUCCCAAGGGGACGACGCAAGGGAAAACCCGCUCCACUGGAGAUCAUACCGCUGCCAGAGUGGGAGGAGCCCUGUACGCCCAUCCGCUCGCCUGUCACACGCUCAUUCGCUCGAGAUCUCUCUAGGUUUCCAAUGCCAGCGAGACCCCCGUCAGUGCAUAGCACGGCCUCCAGCACUGACUCGGAGGAGUGUGAAGAGAAUUAUGUAGCCAUGGUCCCUAAUAUGUCCACAGACGAACCAAACGUGAAGCUUGUUGCGCCCAUGACCGCGGAUGGUGGUAGCAGCCCCAUGGUGAAGCCAAAAGGAGACAAACAGGUGGAGUACCUGGAUUUGGAUCUUGACCCCGGCAAGUCCACCCCACCUAGAAAGAUGAAAAGCAAUGGAACUGGUAUGGCAGCAUCAGAUGAGCGUGUUGACUAUGUGGUUGUGGACCAGCAACGAACACAAGCCCUUAAGAGCACCCGGGAGGCCUGGAACGAUGUCCGCCAUUUAACAGAGACAGACACCCUUUCCAAAGGAGCCAAGUGACCCUGUCGCCUUAACCACCAAGCCACCCUCCAAACCCACAAACCACUGGGCCAUUCCCCCCUCGUGCUGGCCCUGGUUUGUGCUUUGGGCCGGUCCAGCCGUCACGUUCCACCUCAACAGGAUCCUUUGUGUGUUUGGGGCCAUUGGAGCUUCAUAGCCACUCAACUGUCUUUAGUUUACAUUGCUGUCAGGCCAAAAACAGCACUGUGUGUACAGUUGUAGGAAGACGUGCGCGCCAGAAAUAAGCUGUGUGCAGUGUGAGAGCAGGUGGAACGACUGGACUUGUCCUCCAGGUUUGACUUAAGUAGACUCAUGAACUUUGAACAUUCACUGCCUCCUAGAUUGGAUUCUUUUUUCUUUCGUUUUGUUCACCUUUCAACAGCCGGAUGCGCUGAACCAGAGUUAACAUUUCCUUAAAUUAUAAUGCUGUUUGUUGUUGUUUUGAAGUGUAAGAGAAAUCACUUGAUAACAUGAUCAUAACACAAUGCAACACUGGUUAGCAAAGUAAGCGGCGUUUAACUUUCAGUUGAUCCGGUUGGAGUGGGGUGAAGUUUCCCUGGGCGCCAUCCACAGCUCAGUUUUACUCCCUUUUUAGCAGAAACUGUAUGAGGCAACUUCAAAGCAGAUCCCUAAGGUUUUUUUUUUAAUGCAAAGGCAGUUGAACUUGUUCCUUUUACAUGUAACCAAGUGCUCAAGUGAAGCUUUGGAUUCACUCAAGGUUUAAUCCACUGAACAUGAUUUGAUGUCCAUUUACUUUGUGAGUGGAGACGCUUCAAUCUGUUAAAAUGGAAGUGCAAAGACUGUACAAAAGUGUUAUGUAUAUAAACAGGAAAAGUGUCCUUUAUUUGUAUGGAAUAUCCAGUGUGUUUGGCUCGAACGUAUGUGGAUUCUGCAGGGUAGAAUCCUGUGCCUUUCUACGGUGGUAUCAGGACUUGUGAUUAAUGAAUGAAUUACUGUGAGUUUUUAGAACGUGACAGGUUUUCUAUAAGUUAUGCAAAGGUAUCAAACUUAGGCUACAGAGAAAAAAUAUCAGGUACUCCUCAUAAAUGCAAACUAAUACAACUAUCCACUUCUAAUUUAUUUCUCAAUUUAUUUCAUCAGGUGGAAGUCAUGUCCACUUUUAGCUCAGUAUUGUUGAUUCAUAUGGAGGAACAUUGGCUAUAGUCUGUUAAAAUGCUUAGUUUGACGAACGCCGGUCAAUUAGUUUCACAAGUUCAUUGAUAUUCCUCAUUUCUCUCUCCUCUUAGGAUUAAUUUAAUUCUAAAAUUGAACAAGCUUACAGUGUUGGGAAAAUCCGACUGCCUCAUCAACUUGAUACAUCUUUCAUAGACGGUGAAAAAGUCUUUGUCUGCGUAGAUCUGUGCUUUACUAACCUGUGAACUCUCAGUCCCGAGCAUGUGCUGCCACAAGAUAAAAUCAUUGCUGUACAUAUUUUGCCAUCGGUUAGAUUAACAUAUAUCAUUUGAAAAAUGUGCCUACUAAGUCGUCUUCAUUCUACUUCACUCUUUCCUUACUGCAGUCUCUUUGUGACGCAGACUGCAAAGCUGAUGACGCUUUAUCUUUUUUAAUGAAUCUCAACAGAGAAUGUAAAUUUUAAAAGUUGACUAAAUAAAAUCAAACCUCUUA